AUGUAUGUGCUUUUUAAAGAUCAUUUAAAAGAAGAAGGUGAACAAAAUGUUAAGUUAGAAAUUUGUAAUGGGCAAAAUAAUUCAUCUUCGGAAAAUGAAAAUACGUUGUCGUCGAAAUAUUUUAGGAAGGAAAAUAGAAGAUUUAAACAGAACAUAAAUAUAUUAGAUAAACAUAUAAUUUUAGCAGAUAACUUCGGAGAUGCUCCUGAAGAGAAGUUUGAAUUACCAGAUAAUAAACAAAAUGAGCUGGAAAUAUUAAGAAAAAGGAAAAAUAUUGAGCCGACUGGUAUUGUGAUUGCUUGUUGUCUAGGGACCGAUUUCCGUUUUUCAGCAUUAAUAAAAGAUUUUAAAACACAUAACAUAAAUAGUGACCUUAUAAAAAUCAAAAAAGUAUAUAGCGAAGUAAUAUUCUGCUCAGCAUUUGAACAGAAGAAGAUUUUUUUUUUGUUUCGUUUUGGAUGCAUUGUUCUAUGGGAUUUCAAUGUAAAAGAAAAGGAGAUAUUGUUUAUGAAUUUAAAAGAUUAUUUAAGUGAAGCGCAUACCGAAAAUAAUGAGCUUGAUAGUAUGUUUUAUAUUAUGAAUGUUCAAAGCGAAUUGAGUGACAAUAAAAGUGUUAAAGCAGCAGAUACAACAUCGUUUAAAAUAAAAAACGAUGUAAUAUAUAUAUACACCAAGGAUAUAUUUGAAAAGUUGAGUUAUUCUUAUGCUUUUGCACAAAGUGUAAAACUGUCUUAUUUUGAAAAUGUUGUUGAUGAUACUAUAGAAAAAACGAAAAGCAUACCAGAGUGCUUGGCACGAACAGGAAAAAUUCAGCUUAAAAAAAAUGAUAUCAGCAAAAAAAUAGGUGAAUUAUUUGUAAACAGAUUUUAUAUAAAUAUGAACACAGAUAUGUUGGAUACACCAGAAAUAUUUUGGGAUCAUGAUGACUUUACGGAUACGUAUGAAUAUUUUAGAAAAUAUUUGGACAUAUCAAAGAGGGUUGAAAUAUUAAACCAUAGAUUGGAUAUCAUCAAGGAUCUGUAUGACAUGUUGCAGAACGAAUUAACUAUACAACAUGGUUAUAAACUUGAGUGGAUAGUUAUUUAUUUAAUAUGCAUAGAAGUAAUAAUAGAUAUUGUAUGGACAAUUAUUAUUAAGGGUGUUUUUAAAUGGGGUUAA
Molecule: messenger RNA, 1158 nt
Organism: Plasmodium adleri (nom. inval.)
Lineage: Eukaryota; Apicomplexa; Aconoidasida; Haemosporida; Plasmodiidae
Product: conserved protein, unknown function
Exons: 13
Coding region: 1-1158 (385 amino acids)
Source: RefSeq, a predicted model, not a curated record